Messenger RNA from Fonsecaea monophora, 4023 nucleotides. RefSeq lists its product as hypothetical. The transcript has a single exon. Gene Ontology annotation, molecular function: protein binding. The record is from RefSeq and is a predicted model, not a curated record. Gene Ontology annotation, cellular component: nucleus; cytoplasm. NCBI's taxonomy places the organism in Eukaryota, Fungi, Ascomycota, Eurotiomycetes, Chaetothyriales, Herpotrichiellaceae. The coding region runs from base 1 to 4023 and encodes 1340 amino acids.
AUGCAUCUCCUCAAAAUUGGCCCUCAUGGUGAGGUCAGCCUUACCGACAACUUGAUCACAGACAUUCCGCCCUACGCCAUACUCUCACACACAUGGGGCUCGGAUAAUGAGGAGGUGACUUUCAAGGAUCUAAAAGAUGGAUCAGGCCAGUCGAAGGCGGGCUAUACCAAAAUCCGGUUCUGUGCGGACCAAACGCAAAAGGACGAUCUGCAAUAUUUCUGGAUCGAUACAUGUUGUAUCGAUAAGACGAACCUCGUCUCUCUCGCAGAAUCAAUUGUGUCAAUGUUUCGGUGGUAUCAAGACGCGCAAAAGUGCUAUGUGUUCCUGUCUGAUGUUUCAGCUCAGAAACGCGACAACACAGGAAAUGUUCACAUCUGGGAAUCCACCUUCCGGACAAGCAGGUGGUUCACCCGGGGCUGGACGCUACAAGAACUCCUUGCUCCGAGACAAGUCGAGUUCUAUUCUCGCGAAGGUGUACGACUGGGUGACAAAACUACGCUUGAGCGGACCAUCUCCGAAAUAACGGGAAUCCCUGAAACAGCUCUUCGUGGGAGACCUCUUCGAGAAUUCACCCCUCAGGAGCGGAUGCGGUGGGCAUCCGGACGCGAGACAAAAAGGACAGAAGAUAAGGCAUACUGUCUCUUGGGAAUUUUCAAUGUGUCUAUGCCAGUUAUUUACGGCGAAGGAGACAAAGCCUUUGACCGGUUGAAAAACAAAAUUGCUAAAGAGCAUCGGAGGGAGUUGGAUGGUAUUGAGCAAGUUCCUCUUCUCUCGUCCUCCAAGAACCUUGUUGCGCCCCCAUGUGGGACAACUACGACUCUUCCAGAGAAAGAAAUACGUAUUGACCGUCGAAAGACGAUGCUGGCCUCCCUCGGCUUUGAGCAAAUGGAGUCCCGUCAGUCCUCUAUCAAAAAUGCCUAUUCUACUACCUGCCAAUGGCUGUUGAAACAUCCGGCUUAUGUGAAUUGGAUUGAUCCACAGCAGAUACAUGAGCACCGUGGGUUUCUAUGGAUCAAUGGGAAGCCGGGGGCUGGGAAGUCGACUCUGAUGAAGUUCGCUCUUUCACAGGCUUACAAAGGGACAUCUGAGGGGGAGAUUCUUCUUUCCUUCUUCUUCAAUGCUAGAGGAGACCAACUGGAAUACUCAACAGCCGGCUUGUACCGAGCUCUACUAUUUCAACUCCUUACAAAGAUUCCUAACCUCCAGGAUCUGCUGGAUGACCUAGACGCACUAGAAGAUCGAAGCGAAUCUUCGAUGUGGACAAGAGAAAAGCUGUGUGAACUUUUAUCUACAGCUGUCACAAGACUCGGCGACCGGCGACUAACCUGCUUCAUUGACGCCCUCGAUGAAUGUGAAGAACAACAGAUUCAAGAAAUGAUCAUCUUCUUCGAAGAGCUAGGACAGGAUGCGCUCCAUUAUGGAACCCAGCUCUACAUUUGCUUCGCUAGUCGCCACUACCCGACGAUCGACAUUCAGUACGGUCGACAGCUGACAUUGGAAACAGAAGACGGUCAUGCUGAGGAUCUGGGGAAAUAUGUCCAGAGUCAUCUCCGAGCUGGAAAAGCGAAGUCAGUUGAGAGGAUUAGAACACAAAUACGAGAAAAGGCCAAUGGUGUCUUCCUGUGGGCGGUUUUAGUCGUUCCAAUGCUCAACGACGAAUUCAGGCGCGGACGUAUUUGGGCGGUCCAGAAAAGGCUCGAAGAGAUACCUGCUAGGCUCAGCGACCUCUUCAAAGAGAUCUUGAGUAAAGACUCUGUCAACAUGAAUGAUUUGUUGCUCUGUCUCCAAUGGGUCUUGUUUGCAGAACGGCCGCUGCGGCGAGAAGAGUUCUACUUUGCAAUGACGGCCGGUCUCGCUCCUGAUUCUGAGUAUAUGACCGCCUGGGAGUCUGAUUGGAUUACUGAAGACGACAUGAACCGAUUUGUGCUCAGUUCAUCCAAGGGUCUUGCAGAACUUACGAGGUCGAAACCGCCGACAGUGCAGUUCAUUCACGAAUCAGUGCGAGACUUCCUCCUCAAGGAUAAAGGCCUCUCGGAGCUGUGGCCGGAUCUCGAGAAGGGAACCACCUUGACCACCUCUGAAGGGAAAAGCCACGAAUGCCUAAGGCAAUGCUGCUUGAACUAUCUCAGCAUCGAUGUUGCCAGCCACCUGGAUAACGUGGACAAAUUGCCGAAGGCAUCGACGGAAGAAGCUGCGCGCCUCCGCCAAUGUGUCGGCGAAAAGUUUCCGUUCCUAGAGUACGCGGUACGAAAUGUUUUGUGGCACGCCGACAAGGCACAAGCCAAGGAGGUUGACCAGAGUGAAUUCAUCCGCACGUUUCAGCUCGCCAGAUGGGUAUGGCUUGCGAACCUGGUCGAAAGACACGAAACACGCCGGCACACUCAGAAGGUGACCUUGCUAUAUAUAUUGGCGGAGAACAACUUGUCCAGCCUGAUCAGAGUUCACCCAUCCAAUUUGUCAUGCUUCGAUGUCGAAGGUGAACGUUAUGGGCCCCCGAUCUUCGCAGCCCUGGCUACUGCAAGCGACGAAGCAGUGCAAACCUUCUUGCAAAUUCAGGUAGAUGCCCAACCCACAACAUCUCUUCUUCGUGUCAUCUACGACCAAUAUUGUCAUUCUGGAAACAAGCCAAACCAUUUUCCACGCACCUUCACUUUCUCACAACGAAAAGGAAUUUUCAAUGCACUCAUAGACCAUGACGAUGAUAUCCUUCUUGCAUUCUUCUGUGCUUGCAGCAAGACGGCCCUCAAGCAGAUCGGCAGGGAUGUUGAGGUGCCAAUUAUCUGGGCAGCCAAGAAAGGGCACGUGGCGAUGGUGAAGCUACUACUCGAGCGUGGUGCCAACGUUGAAUCUGAGGAUCGUUGGGGUCAGACACCACUAUCGCUAGCGGCUGGGAGCGGGCACGAGGCGACCGUGAAGCUACUACUCGAGCAUGGUGCUAAUAUAGAAUCUAAGGAUUCUAUUCGGACACCACUAUCGUUCGCGGCUGGGAACGGGCACGAGGCGAUAGCGAAGCUACUACUCGAGCGUGGUGCCAACGUUAAAUCUGAGGAUCGUUGGGGUCAGACACCACUAUCGUUCGCGGCUCAGAACGGGCACGAGGCGAUCGUGAAGCUACUACUCGAGCAUGGUGCUAAUAUAGAAUCUAAGGAUUCUAUUCGGACACCACUAUCGCUAGCGGCUGGGAGCGGGCACGAGGCGAUGGUAAAGCUACUACUCGAGCAUGGUGCUAAUAUAGAAUCUAAGGAUUCUAUUCGGACACCACUAUCGUUCGCGGCUGAGAACGGGCACGAGGCGAUCAUGAAGCUACUACUCGAGCAUGGUGCUAACGUUGAAUCUAAGGAUUGUUAUAGUCGGAUACCACUAUCGUUCGCGGCUAAGAGCGGGCACGAGGCGAUGGUGAAGCUACUACUUGAUAAUGGCGCGGAUCGAGAAUCUAAGGACAAGCAUGGUCGGACACCACUAUGGCAUGCGGCUCAGAACGGGCACGAGGCGAUCGUGAAGCUCCUACUCGAGUAUGGUGCUAAUAUAGAAUCUGAGGAUUCUGGUCGGACACCACUAUCGAUCGCGGCUGAGAAAGGGUACGAGGUAGUAGUAAAGCUACUACUCGAGCAUGGUACUAAUGUAGAAUUUGAGGAUUAUGGUCGGACACCGCUAUCGUUAGCGGCUGAGGGUGGGCACGAGGUAGUAGUAAAGCUACUACUUGACGACGGCGCGGAUCGAGAAUCUAAGGAUUAUGUAGGUAAGACACCACUGAUUUGGGCGGCUAUAAUUGGGAACGAGCAGGUAGUAAGGCUCCUACUCGAGUAUGGUGCCGAACGAUAUGCUAAGGACAAGUAUGGUAAGACACCACUACAGUAUGCGAUUCAGAACAAGCUCGAAGGCGUCGUCAAGCUACUCAUGUCUUACCAGGGAGAAGGGCCACCACUGUCCCCAGAGGAGCAGUCAACAGGAUCGGAGUCGAGUACUACGACUCCACAAGCAGAACCCUCAGAGGCUCUUCCCGUUGAGCAGUCAGGGCCAUGA